GGAACUGGUCAUGUUUAGAGAAGCCACGUCUCUGGCUGUUUGUUUGUUUUAUCUCUGCUCUUGUUACCUUACUUUUUUAUACGAAACAAUUACAACAAUGAAGAAAAUAAAUAUAACAUGUGAAUCGUUAUGUAUAAAGAGAUAAAACUUGUAGACUAUUAAACCACAUGUUAUAUAAAAAUGUGUGAUAAAAUAGGCGUAUACUAAAACCGAACUGAUGGGUAAAUUUCGCGUGUCUUUAGGAAAAUUCCAUUUCGAUGUUUUAAUUAGAGGUUGAGUCUUUUACGUCCGUGUGUUUUAUAAGGAGUUUUUUCGGAUAGUUCAUACAGGAGAGGUAAACUUGUUUGAUGUGUGUGGCUAACCUUUCACUGUUGGAAAACACAACAUUAGACCAUAGUCGUGUGACGGUAUUUUGCACAGUCGUGUGUCAGUAUAAUCAAUCAUAGGUACAAAGUUUUCUCUAAAGGCUGUUUAUACAGGCCCUUGUGGAUACAGCCCUUGUGGAUACAGCCCUUGUGGAUACAGCCCUUGUGGAUACAGCCCUUGUGGAUACAGCACUGUCUUGGAUACAGUCUGUCUUGGAUACAGUCUGUCUUGGAUACAGCACGUGUGGAUACAGCACUUGUGGAUACCUCCCUGUGUUGGAUACAGCACUUGUGGAUACAUAACUUGUGGAUACAUAACUUGUGGAUUAGGUUAGGUUGUCUAGCGUAAAGACCCUGGACGGUACUUUUGUAGUGCACUGUGUUGGACAGUACUGGACUAGCUGCCAUCUUGAAGGUCAAGUUCUGACCUUUGGCGUGAGCAGGGGUAGGCACUAAUGUAGAGGAUUGUGGAAACAUCGAUUGUGCCGUAGUAGAGUUUAGAAACAUUGAUUGUACUGAAGAGGAUUGUAGAAACAUUGAUUGUCCUGUUCUACAGAAAUUUUUUACUGCGUGGAUUUUCCGCUCUGAUCUACCCCAACAUAAACAUUAUUUAUUUCAAUUUCGCCUGGAGAGAUCGGUUUAGAUUAGGCAGGAUGACGAAACAGGAUAUGACGUCAUUAUUUAUACUUGUUCUUUUCACCUGCAUCAGUGUCCGACCCAGCUGCGGUCAAAUCGACAAGUCUGCCGGCUGGGACAACAUCAAGUUCCUGGAGGAAGCGCUCCAGACCUACAACCUCAUCUUCCACAGGUACGACGCCAAGAUCAGACCUCCGCGCUCGUUCGUGGAGAUCAACGCCAAGUACAGCCUCACUCACAUCCGCUCGUUCGACCUCAGGAGACAAGAGUUACAGAUGGUGCUAGACAUUGAGUUGAGCUGGACUGACGGCCGACUGGUGUGGUACCAGGAUAGAGUUGACCGUAUCAUGAGCUUGACCAACAGUGUCUGGACACCGGACAUUGUCUACACAAACGCAGUGCUGCCGACUAGAUCGAUGUUCCACAACCACGUCAUGAUUUACAGCAGCGGUAAAGUUGUCCUGACGCAAAAAGAGGAAGUGACGACAUUCUGCGCCACAAACCUGGACGCAAUCAACCAAGAGUGUCAAAUCUCGAUUGGUUUUUUGAGCAACAGUCAAGGCAAUCAAAGAGAUCGAUUUUUUUCAGAGAGCGCCAGCUUCAACAUCUCAGAUUCCUUCAGUAACCAAGAAUGGGAUCUCCAGAACGUCACAGUGGAUCGUGUGGUGAAAAACGAGACAGGAAAAAUCUCAAACAUCAACAUCUAUUUAACACUGGAGAAGAAAUUGGACAAGAUGGACACGACUUCAGUGGAGGCAAGCGAGAGCGGAUCCACGGCAUGUUUAGGCGCUGAUGACGACACAAAACCAGCGGACCGUAACCGCGCAGGUCACGUGGUCAGUCAGACAGCCGCCAUUUUGAUGUGUCUCUGGCUGUCUAUGACGUAUGUCGGCAGAUAACUCUUGAGAGUUGUUUGUCUUGUUGAUGCGAGAUGUGUAAGAUACAAGUGAUGAUGAAUUAUUUUUUUUUUAAACUUUUAAUUUGUUUACGUCAUUUUUUGUGCUUGAUAUGAAAGCAUGUGAUAUGUGUACGUUAAAUGGUGGUAUUUCAUUUUGGGUGUGGUUAAGUUCAAAUAGUUAGACAGUAGCAUUUGCUUGGUUAGAUCACCCUCAGAAAUUUGGCAGUGUUUAUUCUAUGGUUAGAGUUAAAUGUUAGCUUAGAGUUUAUACUGUGGGUUCUGGACAAUAUGGACGUCCACACGUUACAUUUAACUUCAUGCUGUCUUUUCUUAAAUAACAGACGCAAGGUUUGUGUUACGUCUCAUCUGCUCAAGAAGUUCAUUCAUUUUAAAGCAGAGCUGGUAAUUAUAUGGUCAACGAGUAAUUAAGUCUUCGUAUCGCUACUUGUAAAGCGUGGACCUAUGGGGUGAGCAUGCUUUAAAGGUGAAGUAGAGGUCUCAUAAAGGUGAAGUAGAGGUCUUAUACAGGUGAAGUAGAGGUCUUAACAUUUUCGUGGACGACGGGGGCGACCUCUGGUUAAAGUAUAUUAUAAAUUACAACUUAUUUUUC
Molecule: messenger RNA, 2509 nt
Organism: Physella acuta
Lineage: Eukaryota; Metazoa; Mollusca; Gastropoda; Physidae
Product: acetylcholine receptor subunit delta
Biological process (GO): monoatomic ion transport
Cellular component (GO): membrane
Molecular function (GO): extracellular ligand-gated monoatomic ion channel activity
Source: RefSeq, a predicted model, not a curated record